AUGGCUGGAGGAUAUUCUCAGCAAGGUUAUCAAGCACGACCACCUACAAACUGGGGCACACCUGGGGCUCCUCCAAUGCAACAACCUGGGUAUGGUUACAUGCAGCCUGGAGCAUAUCCUGGUCCAUCACCCCAGUAUAACAUGUCUCAGCCUCCAUAUGCUGGCUAUCCUUCCCAAUCAACAUCUGGUGGAUAUUCUACCAAUUGGGACCAGUCCUCUGUACCACCGUCCCAGCAAACUACCCAGGGGAGUGGUUAUGAUUACUAUAGUCAACAACUGUCUUCUCAGCAACCAGCAGCCCCUGGUGGUACAGCAGCUCCAGCAGAUAACUCUGGUUACAAUUACAAUCAGCAAGCAGCAUCUGGCUAUAACCAACAGGGACAAGGUUAUUCUCAAGAUGGCUAUGGUGGAUACCAUGCGCCUCAGUCAGGGUAUGGGCAGCCUGCAUCAUAUGACCAGCAACAAGGUUACAACUCUGCAUCUGGCUAUGGUAAUGUGACCAAUUCAACUCAAGAGGGGCAUACUCCCUCGUAUGGAACAGGUGAUUCAACACAGGCACCUCCACCUGCGCAGGCCUAUGGUACCAGUCAACAGCCUAGCCCAAACCCUGCCAGCUAUCCACCUCAAGGAGCUGCUCAGCCAGGUUAUGGAGUGCCUCCAACUUCUCAGGGUGGCUAUGGGAAUCAAGCACCAGCUCAAUCUGGGUAUCCCAGCUAUGGGCCACCCCAAGGACAGAAACCCAAUCCCCCUGCUUAUGGACAGACCCAACAGUCACCUACUGCUGCAGGAGGCUAUGGGCAGCCAGCACCUGUUCAGCCUGGAUAUCCCCAUUCACAGCCACCAGCAUCUGGCUAUUCUCAACCAGAUUCAGGUUCUCAACGUGCCCCACCAUCCAGUUAUGGUGCAGCUGCUCAGCAAGGGUAUGGAUAUGGUGCACCACCAGUUAGUCAACCAGGUUAUGGUCAGGGGCCACCAUCUUACAACUCUUAUGCUGCUGGGUACUCACAGUAUUCUGCUGAUGGCAGUGCAGCACCAGCUUCUCAGCCUGUUCAACAGAGUGGAGUAUCCAAGUCACCCCAAAGUUAG
Pistacia vera is the source of this 1086-nucleotide messenger RNA. RefSeq names its product calcium-binding protein P-like. NCBI's taxonomy places the organism in Eukaryota, Viridiplantae, Streptophyta, Magnoliopsida, Sapindales, Anacardiaceae. The transcript has a single exon. The record is from RefSeq and is a predicted model, not a curated record. The coding region runs from base 1 to 1086 and encodes 361 amino acids.